CAACACACAAACAGCUCUCUAUCUUACUCCUGUUUUUUUUCUUAAUAUCACUAUCAGAUGAUACUGAUAAGGAGUGUUUUUUUAUUAUUUGUUUUCUUAGAUUGGUGAAAGUUUCAUUACUUGGACUUACCAUUGAAACUCCAUAAACUGGAUUUUGCCAUUUUGUUUUUAACAUCAAAGGACAAGACGCCAGUUCACAACAGUAUCGUGUAUUGUUCUUACAGUGCUGUGUAAAAGAUGUGGAGCUGCAUAACAGAUUUUUUUACUUAUGAGACGACAAAGUCUGUGGUGGUGAAGAGCUGGACCAUCGGCAUCAUCAACCGAGUUGUUCAGCUGCUCAUAAUCUCUUAUUUUGUUGGUUGGGUGUUUUUGUAUGAGAAGGCCUAUCAAGAGCGAGACACAGCUAUCGAAUCAUCAGUGAUGACUAAAGUGAAAGGAUUUGGAGAGCACCACAAUAAAACCAUGGAUGUCGCUGACUUUGUCACACCUUCACAGGGGUCCUCAGUGUUCUGCAUCAUUACUAAACUCAUCACCACAGAGAAUCAGGUGCAGGGCUUGUGUCCUGAGACUGAGUCGAAAUUUAAAUGUGAACAUGAUGACAACUGCACAAAUAUGAUGACGAAGCCAGGAUCAAAUGGUUUGUUGACAGGAAAGUGUGUAAACUAUAUUGGUUCCAUGAAAACUUGUCAGAUCAGAGGAUGGUGUCCUGCAGAGGUAGAUGAUGUCCCAAUACAACCCAUGAUGGAGGUUGAGAACUUCACCAUAUUUAUCAAAAAUAGCAUUCGCUUUCCCCGCUUCAACUUCACAAAGGGAAACUUCUUGCCCAACAUCAACAGCACUUAUAUAAAGAAGUGCAAUUUUGAUUUUGAACAAAACAGUUACUGCCCCAUAUUCAGAGUGGGAGAUGUUAUCAGGUUUAGCCAUCAGAACUUUACCACACUGGCUAAUAAAGGUGGAGUGAUAGGCAUAAAGAUAGCCUGGGUGUGUGAUCUGGAUAAAGCAGACGACCACUGUAAGCCUGCAUACUCCUUUACCCGUCUGGAUGCCAUGUCUGAGAAAACCAGUGUGUCACCAGGAUACAAUUUUAGGUUUGCAAAGUACUUUAAGAUGGAGAAUGGGACGGAGUACCGAACUCUACUAAAGGCAGUUGCUAUCCGAUUUGAUGUGAUGGUCAAUGGAGAUGCGGGGAAAUUCAAUAUGAUCCCGACUCUAAUCAAUAUGGUGGCUGCCUUUACUUCUGUGGGAGUGGGAGCUGUUCUUUGUGACAUAAUUCUUCUGAAUUUCCUGAAAGGAGCAGAUCAGUACAAGGCAAGGAAAUUUGAAGAGGUUUCAGAUGCACAGAUUGAAAAAUCACCCUCCUACAUGAGCAGCAUGUACCGGACCAGAGAUCAUAGCCAAUUGUCAGUCAGACCUGAAGACAAGUUCUCUAAUGACUCAGGGGCUUUUUCCAUUGGCCAGUACGGUUAACACCAUCUUUAGAACAACUUCUAAUAAUACUUAAACAUCCCGCACAAUUUCACUUGUAGCUUAAUAUAAAUAUGCACUGUAAAUAGCUGUAAGGUAUCACAUUCUACUACUGUGAUUUUAAUAUACAAGGUGUCCUAUUAGUAAUAAAGCAUUUAAGCUGAAAAAGAUUUAAUAACGUACCUUAACAAUCAAUGAUUUACUAUUUAGCUAUGCAAGAGCAUACAGUAUAUACAGUUGUGCAGUGACCAAAGAUUAUUCAACAAAUCAAUUUAUUUUAUUUACAUGAAAAAAUGUAUAGGUGUCGUUACAAACUUCUGACUGUUGAAGUAUGUAUAGAAUAUAAAAAAAGGAUUUUAAAGCAGAUCACACAAUUAAUUUCCAUUUGAAGAAUGCUGGUAGUAGCUGUUUUCCAUACCUACAGCAAUUAAAAACUAAACCUGAAAGUUAAACAACUGAGUAUUAAUAACCUUUAUAAGGUUACUAUUACUCCUACUACUCCUACUAGAACUGAUAAAUAACCUGUAGAAAAGCUAGAUAAUAUUUAACAUAAUUAUUAUGCAUGAUAUUAUAGGAAAAGAAAAUAAUCAGUGAUAGUUUGGUGAUGAUUGGUUUCUUAAAGAAUUUCUUGAAGUGUAUUAUUCAA
This is a messenger RNA of Clarias gariepinus (North African catfish), 2110 nucleotides long. It is a transcript of the gene p2rx3b, whose product is annotated as purinergic receptor P2X, ligand-gated ion channel, 3b. The transcript is spliced from 12 exons. The record is from RefSeq and is a predicted model, not a curated record. Gene Ontology annotation, cellular component: nuclear inner membrane; plasma membrane. Gene Ontology annotation, biological process: monoatomic cation transmembrane transport; response to ATP. Gene Ontology annotation, molecular function: purinergic nucleotide receptor activity; extracellularly ATP-gated monoatomic cation channel activity; ATP binding. Bases 238 to 1467 code for a protein of 409 amino acids. Lineage: Eukaryota; Metazoa; Chordata; Actinopteri; Siluriformes; Clariidae.